Chara braunii is the source of this 2727-nucleotide messenger RNA. The record is from the annotation of a GenBank genome assembly. NCBI's taxonomy places the organism in Eukaryota, Viridiplantae, Streptophyta, Charophyceae, Charales, Characeae.
UGUGAAGUCACAAACCUGAUGGCAACAGCAAUGCCAGCAACUAAUAUUGGAUGUGUUGCCUUAUCGCAGUGCGCAACGGAGGGGAGGAUGGAUCAUGAUGUCAUAAAUGGAUUCUUCUUUGAGCUUAUCAAACGGCGUUAUUACCCUCCGGAAGAGCAAUUUCUUGCGCCGCCGACCUUACAGUAUCCCCGAUUCGUUCCCUCGCAACAUGGCAUGUCACACUCCGCAGGCAGCGAAGGCACCAUCUCACCUCUCUCUUCAAACAGUCCGAUUUUGACAAACACUCCCACUUUAUCUCCACUUGGCCUGCCACUGUAUCGCGAUUCCGUCUCGGAUGCAUUUACGGAGGAUACCGAGACAUUUGGGGGGCAGUCAAACAGAGCAUGGACAACACGAGACCCGGGAACGCCGACGUUUCACUCGAGACCAAGUCGGAGAGCGGUCUGAUCGACAUCAGCAGAAAAUUUGCCGGGAGCACAGCGUGGCCCCCUUCAUUUCUCCCUUCCCGGGGGUGGUACUUCUACCUGCAGCUACUACGCCUCUCAUCCAUUCGUUUCGCUCUCUGAGCAGGACCCUCUGGUUGCUACGACGUGGGUAGCCCGUCGUUGGCGAUGCACAUGUGAAUGGAUGAGAGUGCACCGCAGGGCGAGGUCUAUAGUGUGUGCUCCGUGCGACGACAGCAGGAGGAGGCGAUCCGCAUAGCAGCGCAUCUCCGACCCGGAGGGUGUUUAGCUUAUGAUGACAAAGGCAAAGCGAUGUCUGCUUUCACAGACAUCCUGACAGCAGGACAAGGAGGAAGAGGAGGAAGAGGAGGAGGAGGAGGAGGAGGAGGAGGAGGAGGAGGAGGAGGAGAGUGUGAAGGUCGGAGAGCUCGAUGGACACAAGUGGGCGAGAGAGAAGGUGGUGGGGGGGGGUGCUACCGUGUCAAAGCAGGAUGUGCUGAGGUUGACGUGCAGUUCAAGAGGACUACGCCUGGUGAGCGAAGGGGCUCUCCCACAUCUGCAAGAGGAGUGCAAUUGAUUUCAGUGGGGGAGCUGGCCACAGGUGAAGGAGGAGGAGCGAACGAGCUUCAAUUUACCUGGGUUUACGGAGCCGGUUAUAUUUGCCUGAUGGGAAUGACGACGGGGGGUUAAAGUUUAAAGUUUAAACCACAAUCGCAUUUUACCGCGGGCGUGGUUAGCAAACGGCUGGCCACAGGAAAGGAGGAGUUACUGUAGCGAAUGAACUUUAGUUAACUGGGUUUACUGUGCCGGUUAUAUUCGCCUGAUGGGAAUGACGGCGGGGGGUUAAAGUUUAAACCACAAUCGUACUUUACCGCGGGUGUGGUUAGCAAACGGCUGGCCACAGGGAAGGAAGAGGAGCGAACAAGCUUCAAUUACCUGGGUUUACGGAGCCGGUUAUAUUCGCCUGAUGGGAAUGACGGUGGGGGGUUAAACCACAAUCGUAGGUAGCAAACGGCUGGCCACGGGGAAUGAGGAGUUACUGUAGCGAAUGUAACUUCAGUUAAGUGGGUUUACUCUGCUGGUUAUAUUCGCCUGAUGGGAAUGACAGUGGGGGGUUAAAGUUUAAAGUUUAAACCACAAUCGUACUUUACCGCGGGCGUGGUUAGCAAACAGCUGGCCACUGGGAAGGAGGAGUUACUGUAGCGAAUGAACUUCAGUUAAGUGGGUUUACUGUGCCGGUUAUAUUCGCCUGAUGGGAAUGACGGUGUGGGGAUAAAGUUUAAAGUUUGAAGUUUAAACCACAAUUGUGGGCGGUUAGCAAACGGCUGAUCCAGUCGUUCAGUUUUGUAACUUCCGUUCCUCCGGAUGGCCAAUCCAGGAGUAACUGUUGCAAUUUUCAAGUUCUGGCCCGUCCGCGGGGACAGGUUGACGUCCAGAGAGGGGUCUUGAAAUAGUGGCGUGGCGAUUUAAGUGGGUGCUUAGUUGGGCCCUAUGUGGGAAGGGAAGCUCAUCUAUGGGUGUGAUGCAGCGAAUGUAGUAAAUACUAAAAAGUGCUCAUUGGCGCCACCUUUGGGGAUUUUUUUUUGGCUUUGAUCAGCAUGAGUGGGUGUGCUUAAGCUGCGCCGGGGGUUGUUGAGCAGCAGCAGCUUAUUGGCUCUUCUGUGCGUAGGCAAGCUGCGUACAGAUUGAGUGGGUGGUUCCCAUGAGAUGGUCAGCGAGCAUUUGUCGGGGUGCACAGGUGAAGCCUUGAAAAACAGAUUUCAAAAUUUCGGGUUGGUGACUUUGUAUUCCAGUCGAUGGCACGAGUGUCUUUGAACAGGAUCUGUUCUGUUACGUCUGUACGUUGUACGCUUUCCUGUCCAGGUACUUUUCUGUAGCUAGUAGCUACGAGUUCAGAUGACUUGUCAGACCUGGAAGAUGAGUGGAGACUUCCACCCUAGAGUGUGAAUGCUUGGUGGCGGAGAAUUAGGCCUUUGACAAGUUUGACUACGAGCGGUGAACACGUUCCUCAGCCUUGGAGAAUAUAAAAAAAAGUUAAAAAAACAAUUUGUAUUGAUGGCUGCAGUAGAAAGAAGAGGUUUUGAUAACUUCGGUUAGUAAGCCCUCAAAAAAAAAAAAAAAAAAAAAAGGUUAGUAAGACCUCCAUGAGAGAAGGCCUGUCCUUUUUUUUUUUCCUUCUUCUUUUUAAUUGAAGGUCACUCUUGCAGUAUAACAAAGGCUGGUGCAUUAUUGUUGCGGGGUCCAGGCUUGAAGAAUCUCUGGGCAAUAAACGCGCCCCUCCUCU